CAUGGUGUGAAGAACCUGUUUCAGCUCAAAGGUCAUUGCUGUCAGUGUCUGUGGAUGUUUGUCUCCAUCUAGUGGCUGAACAGAUGAACUGCAGACAGACUGUCUGUCCUGUUUAUCCUCCACACGCUCCACCUCUGUGUCGUCACUGCGACUCUCUCCACCCACACCAACAACGUCACUGACUUGUUCACCUGUAAAGAAAAAAAACUUCCUGUCAAAACUUCCUCCCGCUGAGAAACAUCCUCAGAUCAGAGCAGCUGAACCAGUCUGCACCAGACACUCACACAGAGAAGAGUGAAUAUGGUUCAUUCUUCUGCUGGAGGGAUUUUUCCUUCUUACACCACCUACUCUGUCCCAGCCCACAACUGUGUUUUUCUGAUUGGAAACUGAAAGUCAGCGCCGUCAUCUUCGAGAGGAGGUGUUAGUCUGAGGUUUGGGUCUGACCUGAAAACUUAACGUCAAACAGAAUCAGAGAGCUGAGCUGCAGCUGUUCACCACUACUAGGAGUCAUGAAAAUAACGCUGAAUAAAGAUAAACGACAGGUUCAGAAUCAAUUAUAUUUAGACAGAAGUAUAUUUCUGGAUGUGAAGCUCAGGAUCUUCAGAGCUGACAGAUGGAUCCUGAAGGUCGCCCCGCUGUUUUUUGACGGGUACCCUGGAGGACCUGGAGGACCUGCAGUGGUUCAGUGCACCACUGUGGACAUGCCCCCUGAGCCCCCCAGGGACUACAUCAUCUGGUCCCUGAUCAGCUUUUUCUACUCAAACCCCUGCUGCCUCGGCCUGGUGGCCAUCAUCUACUCUAUCAAGGUUCGUCUGAAACACAGACACACCCUCGUCCAAUCAGAGCGUCUGAUUCAGUCUCUGUCUGACGCUCUCACAGGUGUGAGGAUGAGCUGGUCGGUGUCGGUUCAGCCUCAGACUCUUCAGGUUGUUUCCUCUGACGCAGCUGAGUGGUCGUCUGAGAUCUGUGACUGCUGUCGGGACGCCAGGCAAUGUUGUUGUGUGUUUUGGUGCUGUCCCUGCUUCGCCUGUAAAACCACUAAAGAGUUCGGUCAGUGUCUCUGUCUCCCCCUGCUGGACGUGCUCGGCUGCGUCCAUCCCAUCACCAUGUCCAUGAGGGUCUCUGUCCGCCAUCGCUACGGCAUCAGAGGAACUCUGUGCACCGACUGUCUCUGCUCCACCUUCUGUCUUCCCUGUGUUUGGGGUCAAAUCUCCACAGAGAUGAAGAAGAGGAAACUCCCCACCGUGCUGAGUGACAUCGUCCAACGUUGAUGACAUCAUCACUGUGACGUCACUGCUGCUGUUAAUCAGUGUUUGCUGUUUGUGUUUGUUAAUAAUCUAUUUUGCACAAUCUUUACUUUUAUGUCAUUUUAUUAAACGUGUUUGUUUAUACACUUUAUCAUUUAUUUAAUUCUGUUUUGUUUGUUUUUUGUUUUUGUCCCAAAACGUUGAACCAAUGUUAUUUUUCAACACUAAUAGAAAUAUUUUAUUUAUUGCCAUUGUCGCUGAAAUACUCAAAAUCAAAAUCAAAGAAGAGAAAAACAAAAAUAAGUGAAGAGCAGGAAAGGACGAAGAGAGAGAAGAAAAACAAUAGAAACAUUAAAAACGGCGUUAAGGUUUUAUUUUACUGGUCAUUAUUCAGCUUAAUGUUUUUAAUGGUUUUUUUUUGUAUCUCUUGUAUUAUAUUGUGUACAUUUUCAUAUAUUUCCUUUUGUAUUUAAAUCCCUUCUAUAGUGCACUGUUUGUCUUCGUGGAGCACCCACAAUUUUGUUGUACUUAACUGUACAAUGACAAUAAAGCCUAUUCUAUUCUA
Messenger RNA from Lates calcarifer (barramundi perch), 1812 nucleotides. RefSeq names its product cornifelin homolog B. The transcript is spliced from 7 exons. The record is from RefSeq and is a predicted model, not a curated record. Bases 510 to 1271 code for a protein of 253 amino acids. NCBI's taxonomy places the organism in Eukaryota, Metazoa, Chordata, Actinopteri, Centropomidae. Gene Ontology annotation, cellular component: membrane.